Molecule: messenger RNA, 1025 nt
Organism: Syzygium oleosum
Lineage: Eukaryota; Viridiplantae; Streptophyta; Magnoliopsida; Myrtales; Myrtaceae
Product: homeobox-leucine zipper protein ATHB-12-like
Exons: 2
Coding region: 152-814 (220 amino acids)
Biological process (GO): positive regulation of DNA-templated transcription
Cellular component (GO): nucleus
Molecular function (GO): sequence-specific DNA binding; DNA-binding transcription factor activity, RNA polymerase II-specific
Source: RefSeq, a predicted model, not a curated record
CACGUUAGCCCACACUCUUCUCGAAAGACAUAUCAAAUCAACACUCACUCUCUAUUUAAUAUCAAUUUCCAUAUUUUUUUCGCUUCUCACUACCCAAGACGGUUCUGUAGCCUUUACUACUAUUCUGGUGGCACCACCGAGGGUGCUGGAGAUGGAGAAGAGCGAGGAUUGCGUGGCUGGGAAUAUGAAGAAGAAGAAGGGCAAGAGCAAGAACAUGAAGAAGGGGUUCAGCGACGAGCAGAUCAGGUUGCUGGAGACCAUGUUCGAGUCUGAGUCGAAGCCCGAUCCAAGGAGGAAGAUGGAGCUCGCGAGGGAGCUGGGGUUGGAGCCGCGGCAGGUGGCGAUAUGGUUCCAGAACAGGAGGGCUCGGUGGAAGUCGAAGCAGGUCGAGCAAGAGUACAGAGUGCUGAGAGCCAGCUAUGAGAAGCUGUUGGCUGAGUUCGAGUCUUUGAAGACAGAAAAGCUGGAUUUAGAGAAAGAGCUGCAGAAGCUAAGUGGUAUGUUAGAUAAAAACCAAGGUGGGGGCAGGAUCUGCAGAGAGGCUAGCAAUUUAGACGAUGAAGAUACUAAUUGCAAGAUCGAAGCCGACCCGAUCGGGCUACACGAAUCUUUCGAUCGGAGUUUGAUUGUCGCCUCACCUGACGACCAAUUAAAUGAGACAGAGAAGUCGUCGGAAGAUGCGCGGGAUUAUCUAAGCCGGGACGAAGAAAAUUGUUCCGUGGCACUGCCAGAGAAAUGGAGCAACUUUGGUUCGAACGACAUUUUAGACUAUCCUUGCAGCAAUGUGGCGCCGUGGUGGAACUUCUGGACCUGAGAAGGGGGCCGCCUAGGCGAUUGAACUUUCGGGAUUCAGUGUAACAUGAAUUCGACAUGCAUCGCGGGGUCUCAGCAUUAGCUAAAACAUUGUACAGAAUGGGGUAGCUGGUGGGGUAAACGGUCCUGCUCGAACAUAGACGAAGAGAUCGCUCGGUAAUAGGGGCAUCGCAGAUGAGGAAAGAAAUGAAAUGAAUUCAGAGCUUCAAACA